AUGCUGCCAACGGACCCGGCAGCGGUGGCAGCGGCACAGGAGGCUGGUCGCCAGGCCACGAUCGAGAUAUGGACGCUCUUCUCCAUCGGCUUCACGGCGACGAUGCUGAGGAUAUACGCGCGAAUACACGCCGUAGGAGUGAAGAACCUGCGGCCAGACGACUAUCUAGUGCUGGUAGCCCUGGUGUUGUACGCUGCACAGUCGACGUUGGGCUACCACGUAGGCAGCCAGGCUCAUGGACUGGCAAACAACUUCAUGUCGAACGAAGAGCGGGCAAAGCUGUCGGUGGAUGAUCCGGAGUAUCACUUCAGGGUGAUCGGGUCGAAGAUACAGCUGGCGGGCUGGACGACCUAUACAGGCCUGAUAUCGAUGCUCAAGUUCUCGAUGCUGGCAUUCUACAUCAGACUGACAGAGGGCGUCGGCGGCUCGUAUCGCCUGCAGAUUUACAUCGGCUUUGGCCUGGUCGGGGGGACUUGUCUGGCGUCGCUGCUCACCAUCUUCACGGCCUGUCGACCUACGUCCAAGUACUGGCAGAUCUAUCCGGACCCAGGCAACUCCUGCCAGCCUGCGGUAUCCCUGCCGAUAGUCUGGGUUUCGUUCGCAGCCAACAUCAUCACCGACAUCUACCUGAUACUGAUCCCUCUGCCCAUGCUCUGGAGGUCGACGCUGAGGACGAUCAAGAAGGUAGCUGCCAGCGUCGUGCUCGGCGCCGGAAUCUUCGUCCUCGUCUGCGCCUGUCUCAAGAGUAUCUUCGUCCUCGUGAACCCUGUCCAUGGCGCACAGCUUGCAGGCGCAUGGGGAGUCCGUGAAGCGUUCGUCGCGGUGAUGGUGACCAACCUGCCGAUGAUCUUCCCUCUGAUCCGAGCGAUGCUCACCCCGUACUUCUCCAAGCUCUUCUCGACGCAGAAGAAGUCGAGCUACAAGUCGCCGGGCUUCCAGACCAUCGGCGGCACUCCUCGAGGCGGCAACUCGUCCUACAACCGCAACAACGGCCGCCGCCAGCCCCAGAGCGACCUCACCACCAGCUUCACGCUCAACAGCAGCAACGAGCGCAUCGUCGACAACAACGUCAAGCUGCAGGACCUCAAGACCUUCGCUUCGCUCGACCAGGAGCCUAACGAACCCCCGCCCGCGCGAGGCAUCAUGAUCUCAAACUCAGUCGAGGUCAUGCACGAGGAUAGGGGUAAUUCGCACGACGACGAUCAACAGCAACGUGUGGAACAUGUCCGUGAAGCCUGGUAG
Microsporum canis CBS 113480 is the source of this 1242-nucleotide messenger RNA. RefSeq lists its product as hypothetical. The coding region runs from base 1 to 1242 and encodes 413 amino acids. The transcript has 6 exons. Lineage: Eukaryota; Fungi; Ascomycota; Eurotiomycetes; Onygenales; Arthrodermataceae. The record is from RefSeq and is a predicted model, not a curated record.